Messenger RNA from Colletotrichum gloeosporioides, 1653 nucleotides. RefSeq lists its product as uncharacterized. The transcript is spliced from 6 exons. NCBI's taxonomy places the organism in Eukaryota, Fungi, Ascomycota, Sordariomycetes, Glomerellales, Glomerellaceae. Gene Ontology annotation, biological process: protein phosphorylation. Gene Ontology annotation, cellular component: cytoplasm. The record is from RefSeq and is a predicted model, not a curated record. Bases 1 to 1653 code for a protein of 550 amino acids. Gene Ontology annotation, molecular function: protein serine/threonine kinase activity; ATP binding.
AUGAGGCCUGUCGGUGAUACAUUCUACACCAUCGGCGCCGAGCGCAAAGGCGAGAGUCAUAGAGUCUACGCUGUCAGGCGACUUUGCCAGAACAGCGGCGUCUGUGACCUGCGGUUCGGAUCUCGAGGCAGCGGCGCCGGGGGAGAGGACGAUUUCAUGUUCAUGAGUCCGCGCGAGCCUCUCAGUCGGGAGCAGACGAGGUAUUUGCGGAAGCUGGUCGGACGAGAGAUGGAGCUGAGCGAGGAUGCUUCUUUUGAAUGCGUCGUCCGGUACAAGGAUUUCGUUGAAGAGUUCGGCGAUAGAAAACAGGCUGGUCGUGAGAAGAUGACAUGCGCGCUCGUUAUGGAUAAGCUCGAGUUCGAGUGGAGCGGCCCCCUGGCUAACGGCAUAUUACGAGGACUUGAGGAUACUGAUAUCGUCAACGUGGCCGUGGAUAUGCUCUCCGCGUUGACGUACCUUCACGCCCUGGGCAUCGUCCACGGAGACGUGCGGCCGCAGAAUGUCGUUCCAUACAAACUCUCCGGCCACGGGCUCGUGCCGGCUAUCUUUUCGAAGUGGGCGGAGUAUCCCGGUGAGACGUACACGGCGCCUGAGUUCGCGGGAAGGGGACGGUACAAGCCGACGCGGGAGAGCGACGUGUGGAUGCUCGGGACGAUGUUGCAGGAGCUCCACGAAUCCCGGUGGAAACGCAUCCCGGAGCCCAUCAGUCUCUAUUCGGAGUUUCUGACGAGAGAGGGGGCCUGCAAGAAUCCGGCAAUGCAGAUAUGGCACGACUGGCUCGAGGCGCUGGUAGCCAAGUUGCUGCAGGACAAGCCGGGAGAUCGGCCACGGGCGGAGGUCGCGUUGACGGAGCUUCUCGAAGAGAAGUAUAGGGCUACUGAGGGCGGCCAGGUGGGUGCUGAGAAGAGGGAGAUGAAGGAGGCUAUCAAGAAGGCCCGGGCGGAGAUGUGGCGGGCGACUACGAGGGGCAGGAUGUGGACUUGGUGGUCUUCCCGUGUCAAUAGGGGCUUUGAGAGCAUCACCCACGAUUCACGCUUCAAGAUGACCCCUACAUACCACAACCUUACUGGCGUUCCGGAUAAAGCCGGAAGAGCAAACAGAUACACGACUACGGGCUUGAAGACAGACGGGUACCAGAAGAAUGUCUACGAGUUGCACGACGGUCAUCAGUUAAAUGCGGAAGAUGGCGAGAACAACUUGAUGUUUAUCAAGUUCGUCGGACGCAGCCCGGAAGAAAAGAGGGAACUUGAGCAGAUGGCGAAGGAAGAAGUUUCCCUGAGUGAAGAUACUGCCUUUGAGUCAGUCGUUCGUUACAAGGACUACAUUGAAGAGCAAGACAUGCUGGUGGUCGAAGAAGCGAAUUGGAAGGGCAUCCAGCCUGGAACGUACAUAUCCGACGAAGAGCUUCUGAUCUUGGCCGUGGACGCGCUUUCUGCGCUGACGUAUCUCCAUGAUCGGCACCAAGUGCACGGGUAUGUUCACCCCAGGAACAUUAUCCGGUUUAAGCGUCCUGCAAACAAAGAUGGAGACAAGCUCUGGGGAUACAAGCUUAUCGGCCAUGGACUUGUGCCCAAGGUUAUGUGGACUUACAAUGACAUCCCUGGAGACCAGUUCACCCCGCCAGAGUUCCGCGGUAAGAAGAACUUUGGCUGA